Messenger RNA from Papaver somniferum (opium poppy), 1360 nucleotides. RefSeq lists its product as uncharacterized. The record is from RefSeq and is a predicted model, not a curated record. Bases 216 to 1094 code for a protein of 292 amino acids. The transcript has 6 exons. NCBI's taxonomy places the organism in Eukaryota, Viridiplantae, Streptophyta, Magnoliopsida, Ranunculales, Papaveraceae.
AUUAAAAUAGCGUGUACCAUAAGCAGCCUUCCGUCAGUUUCAAAAAUUUCUUUUGGGGUUUUGGUUUCUUUCCCUCUCAGGCCAAGAAACUGAAGCGACUCGACUCUCUUCUUUCGUCUCCACUCCUGUUAAUUCUGCAUUAUUGUGUCUCGCGAAGUAUAGGAAAUUUUGAGGAAUCUAGCAAAAUUAGUCCAUAAUUGGUGGUUGACAGGUGCAUGAUGGAAAGCGAACCAUUUAGCCUGGUAGAUGGGGUUGGUUUGGGAUUGGGAGGUACUGUAUUCUUGGUCCAGGGAACCACAAUCAUAAUGAUAAAGUGCAUAGAUGGCAUCCUUGUCGCAACAGAUGGGUUAAUUUUCAAAGUUUUGGCUGAUAAAGAAGAGGAUGCCGGACAGAAAAAGAGUGAUGCUCUUGAUACAAGAGCGUAUAAAGUGGAGUACAUAGGCGAUCCUCCAUUUAUGCUAACAACUGCAAGUGGAACUACUGUUUGGUUCCGUUCCAUGUUGGAAUCAUUGAAAGAAAGGAUGAAAGGUAAAGAGUGGAAUAUUGAGAAGUGUGCUGAUCAUGCCAAAACUGUCUUAAGCCAGAAAAGUUUUACUCCAAAGAAUUGUGAAAUUCCAAAGGAUGUGAACAUCAUGGAUUAUGGAUGCACCAUACUAUUUGCAAGAUAUGCACCAAACCCCAAUCAACCGGCUUCCAUGAUUCCUUGCAUAAUGUUGGUAAGAAAGGAUGAAAUAGAGGAUAUUAAAGAACCGUAUAUCUGCGUAGGAUCAGGUAGUGGAUUUGCCAAAACAUUGCUUGAGGGGAAGGACUUCAGUAAUUGGAAGAAAGAAGUUGUUGUCCGUUUUCUAGAAGAAACAAUGGUUCUUAUUUCCAAAAAGGAUGUACGCACCGGAGGAGAUAUAGCAAUAUACUACAUCAGCUCCAACAACUCCAUUAGUCCUGUUUAUCAACCUUUCAAAAGUGUUGUGCUACUAGAAAUGGAGCAUAAUCAUGAUAAAGAACGUCAAGAGAUGGCUGAAGCUAAGAGGGCUUCAAAGAGGUCAAGAAAAACUGAGAGAGCUCCAAAGAAGAAAAGAAAAACUUGGAAAUUUUAAAUUUGGGAGUCACCGGCAUCUGCUAAGUUAGGGAUAUUAAAAUCUAAAGUUUUGUUGCAGUUUCACCCUUUAGAGUUGAGACCCUGCGUCUACAGGUAGAGGGAUUAUAGGCUUUUGUGACUAAGGAAUACGGGUGACUCUGCACACCUUCGGGAUGGUUACAGUCACCAGUUUCUUUUUGUUUUUUUACAUCACCUGUUACUACUGCUACUACUUAUUCGUAGAGCACCAGAGGCAAAUACUAAGUUUCUUUUGUUCUGAUUCAA